UGUGUCCUUUGAUUGGAGCUUAGCGCGUUUUUGACGGUGUUUUUUUUUAACUUUCGCCGACGGCCAUGGCGGCGGCCGCGACGGCGGAGUGUGAGUGGACGGAGCAUGAAACUGAGGAUGGAAGGCCGUUCUACUGGAACGCGGCCAUGAAGAAAAGUGUGUGGGAGAAACCGGACGGGUUCCAACCAAAACGCAGGCGGCGACGGGCAUGGAGGUGGAAGACUCCGAAGGAGGAGGAGAGGACGGGAGCGAAUUUCGUCCCGUGGUCAAGGUUCGGCGCAAGAAGGCUAAGGAGGAGAUCAACGUCGGUGAUGGUCAGGAAGUGGAGAAACUGCUCAGCAACAACAAGUUCAGCCCGCUAGCGGAGAAGAGCAACAACAACAACAAUGCGAACCCAGCAGCAGAAAAAACCACCCCCGUGGUACCAGCACCCGGUAAGUCGGCCGGGGAGAAGAAGCAGCCGCCGCUGGUGGUGAAAGACACGAGCUUCGCCCGCCUUGCGAAGGUGAUGUCGUCAUGUGAUGUCCAGCCGGAACACAAAUUGACGCGGUACGGCACCAUUACGUGCUUCUCGAGCGACGACUUUGACACGGUGCAAGCCCACCUGAUGAAGAACAAGGUGCAGUUCUACACGCACGGAAAGCGCAGUGCGAGACCGCACCGGGUAGUGAUGCGAGGUCUCCCGAACGUGGACCCGGAUAAAAUCAAGGAGCUGCUCAAGACGGAACAUCAACUGGACGCCUUGGCAGUACACGCCAUCAAGCGGAAGCAGCAACUUCCCGCCAUCGAUGAGACGCCUUUCAUCGUGCUCUUCCCCAAGGGACACACCAGUCUCAAGGAGUUGAGUAUGAAGGUGAAGAAGGUGGGACCAGUCGUCAUCCGGUGAGUGGCCUACCGGAACAAGGAACCGCACGUGACCCAGUGCAAGAACUGCUUGCAGUUCGGUCACGGAACCAGUAACUGCCAUCUCAAGCCCAGGUGCAGCAGCUGUGGGGGUGCCCACAGCACAGAUAAGUGCAAAGCAGAAGAAAAUCAAGCCAAGAAGUGUGUCAACUGCUCUGGAUCCCACGAGGGUCUGGACCGCAGCUGUCCCAAACGUGCGCAGUUCAUCCAGUUGAGGCAGCAGGCGUCCAAGCCGAAGCCGCCAGUAUGGAAGAAGGACAAACAGACUCCGGCUGGAGCCGCGUUCACCGCGGCGGAUUUUCCUCCGCUACCUGGAGCGGUGCCGUCCAUCGGGACGGAAGAAAAGCAUCCUCGUCCCGCAGGAAGAAGUCCAGAUAAUACUGGCGCCGGCGCCGGUGCAACCCCGAAGGAGGAUCAAGGCGAACCGAAGCUGUACAGCGAGUCGGAGCUGUGGUCCAUUUACCGAGAGUACAGAGUUCGCUUGAGGCAGUGCAAGACACCCGAGGAACAGAUUGACGUGAUCGCACACUUGCUGACACAUGGCACGAGAAAAUGAUAAUCUAAAUCAGGUCCGUUUUUUUAUUUAGUUUUUUUUCAUUAUUUUUUGUACUAUUGAUCCUCGGUAAUAACCUGGUCACAGCACCUAAAAGGACCUAAUAAAAAAAAGUUAUGAAAAAAAAAAAUAACCGUGUACGCCUAAGUACAAAAUGUAAACAAACAUUUUGGUAGUGCCGGUGGUGAGUGAGUUGUCCACGAAGCAAAUCAAAUCCGGACGCGGCCACAGCCAGGAGUCGGACGCGGACACCUUUGUGAGCCAAAACAGCAGCAGCGGAAGGUGGGUGGUGCCGGUGCGGGACGAGGUCGGGGGGAAAGUUGGUUUUCGAAAAAAGACAAGGCCAGCUUCCUGCAGGACCUGCAGCUGUUUCACGACCGGAGUUGGACGCAGUUUAUGCGGUUGCCGAAGAUCGGAGGUCGGGAUGUGGAUUUGCACCGGUUGUAUUCGGUGGUGGUGGCCAGGUGGACGAAAUUGAAGUUGAAGCAGAUUUACAUCCGCUUUUCGAACAAGUACGAUAAAGUACAUUUUAACGGUGAGGAGAAGGAUCCGACGGAAGA
Culex pipiens pallens (northern house mosquito) is the source of this 2016-nucleotide messenger RNA. RefSeq lists its product as uncharacterized. NCBI's taxonomy places the organism in Eukaryota, Metazoa, Arthropoda, Insecta, Diptera, Culicidae. The transcript is spliced from 2 exons. The record is from RefSeq and is a predicted model, not a curated record. Bases 209 to 886 code for a protein of 225 amino acids.